This is a messenger RNA of Penicillium riverlandense, 402 nucleotides long. RefSeq names its product leucoanthocyanidin dioxygenase. Bases 1 to 402 code for a protein of 133 amino acids. Lineage: Eukaryota; Fungi; Ascomycota; Eurotiomycetes; Eurotiales; Aspergillaceae. The record is from RefSeq and is a predicted model, not a curated record. The transcript is spliced from 2 exons. Gene Ontology annotation, molecular function: dioxygenase activity.
AUGGAUGUCCAUGCGCCCGACAACCUCACACAGAUGCGGAUGAUUCACUAUAUGGCUUCUGAGAGUGCGGACGGUACUUGGCGAGCGGGAAGCCACACAGAUAUUGGCUGCCUUACUCUACUGUUCCAGCGAGAUGGAGAGGAUGGACUGGAAAUCUGCCCAGGUCGAGAGAGCCACAACGACCACGGCAUCGGAGACGUCUUCACGCCGUUGCCGGCAGAGACUGGCCCGAUUGUCGUAAACAUUGGCGAUAUGCUCAUGGCCUGGUCUGAUGAUCGUUUGAAGGCAAAUUUCCACCGCGUGCGAGCGAAAGACGUGGGAAAGAGCCCAGACCGAUACUCUAUUGCCUAUUUUAACACUGGCCGGGACAAGGUCGUUAUGCAGGGGCCAUUGAAAAAGUAG